Diaporthe batatas is the source of this 1788-nucleotide messenger RNA. RefSeq lists its product as uncharacterized. NCBI's taxonomy places the organism in Eukaryota, Fungi, Ascomycota, Sordariomycetes, Diaporthales, Diaporthaceae. The record is from RefSeq and is a predicted model, not a curated record. Gene Ontology annotation, molecular function: carbohydrate binding; catalytic activity. Bases 1 to 1788 code for a protein of 595 amino acids. Gene Ontology annotation, biological process: carbohydrate metabolic process. The transcript is spliced from 2 exons.
AUGCCGCCGGCUGGUCAAUCAUCCGUGUCCAAAGUCCCGGCACGCCUCUCGUCCACCAUGAAGGGUCUUUUCUCACUCGCUUCCGUGCUCCUCGCAAGCGUCCUCACGAGGGCGCACCCCGUCGUGGGGCGUGCUGGACCAUUCCUCUCCCAGGUCAAUAAUGAGACGUGGGUCAUUGGUAACGAGCUGUGGAACCUCACGCAACAGCGCACCUACGGCGUGAAGUUAUUUUACAAAGAGCGCGAUCUUGUUGGCGAAGCUGUCGGCCACUAUGUGUCCUAUAACGGUGCGGCGUCCAAUCUCAACUGGACAACGGCCUCGAUCACCUCAUCCGGAAUGGAUGAGGCUGGCCCCUGGAUUGAUGUGUGUUUCACUGCUAUCGAAGGGGAUAUGCAUUGGGUGAUCCACACUGGACUGGCAGGAGCAUACCAGUACUUCGUAAACCGUGCGGUGCCCGUCUUGGGCGAGUUCCGAACACUUUGGCGGCUCGACAACGCUACUUUCCCCCGGGGGCACACCAGCCGUCGCGACGAGCCCCUGCCGCCGCUAUCUGAAUACCUGCCCGAGCUCAAGGUGCAGGACGAGACAUGGCUGCGUCCGGAUGGAACAGGAUACAUUACCAAAUAUGACUUUUCGGCUUUUGUGCGCGAGCAGACGGCCUAUGGAGUAUAUGGCGAGGGCUUCGGCAGCUGGUACAUCAAUCCGGGCAAGGAUUACUACAACGGGAACCAUCUCAAGCAAGAACUAAUGGUCCACCGCGAGAGUGCAACGGGAGAUGCGGUCCAGCUCAAUAUGAUCCAUGGCACCCACUUCCAAGUCAGCAGCCAGGAUGCUUUUCCGGUUGGGAAAGUAUGGGGGCCAUGGCUGUGGUUACUUAACGACGGUUCUGUCGAGGACGCCGAGGCCCGGGCGCAGGACGAGUUCGCCGCCUGGCCGUACGCCUGGUUCGAGGAUGAGGCCUACCAACGCCGCGGGAGCGUGAGCGGCCGCCUUGUGCUUUCGGACGGGCGGCCCGCAGCCCACGCAGCCGUGUUCCUGGGCGACAACGCGCCCAACAAGACGGCGCUCGACAUGGGCAGUGACUACUACUAUGCAGGUUACGCGGACGCCGACGGCAACUUCGCCUUCUCGGACGUGCGCGCCGCAACAUACGGGCUACAAGCGUGGUCGAACGGCAGUUCCAUCGCGGACGUCACGACUUCGCUACUCCAAAAUGGCGUCGAAGUCUCGGCGGGUGAGGACUCGGACCUGGGCGAGGUGGAGUGGGCAGUCUCGGCGCGUACCAAGCUAUUUCAGGUGGGCGACUUUGACCGGUACGCGUACGGGUUCAACAACGGCGGGGCACCGUACCAGCACGGGCUCGUUGCCUCAUGUCCGGCCAGCCUCACGUACACAGUCGGAUCCUCGGACCCGGCGGAUUGGUGUUUCGGGCAGACGUGGCUCGGAAACUGGACCAUCCGCUUCGAGAUCCCCUCCAAUGCCAGUGCGUCAGCCGCGGGGGCCGGACAGGCGGCUCUCAUCGUCUCCCUCGCCGGCUACAGCACGGGCGCCAGCUCCAACGUCUAUGCCAACGACAAAGUCAUUGGAAACCUGACGAGUGGGACACCGCAGCUGUUGAACGACCCGGGCUUGUACCGCUCCGCUACGGUGGCUGGCGAGUGGAGGUAUUUUGAGUUCCCUUUUGACGCCGGGCUGUUGAGUGCGGGCUGGAAUACCGUCACGUUCCAGAUGACGCGUAGCACGACCUGGAAAGGCUUUAUGUGGGAUAGUAUUGCCCUGGAGUGGUAA